Messenger RNA from Penicillium verrucosum, 2184 nucleotides. RefSeq lists its product as uncharacterized. The coding region runs from base 1 to 2184 and encodes 727 amino acids. Gene Ontology annotation, biological process: DNA repair; mitotic DNA replication checkpoint signaling; DNA damage checkpoint signaling. The transcript has 3 exons. Lineage: Eukaryota; Fungi; Ascomycota; Eurotiomycetes; Eurotiales; Aspergillaceae. Gene Ontology annotation, molecular function: chromatin binding. The record is from RefSeq and is a predicted model, not a curated record.
AUGGACGGUCGUCCUCUUAAAAGACAACGCAGAUCCAAGGAUUCAAAGCAAGAGCCGAAAAUAAAAUCACGAAAAGCCCCCGUCGUCAUCUCAGAUAGCUCUAGUCCUAUCGAACCUACAGAACCCUUUGCUCUCUCCUCGCGCCCAAAACCCUCCCACGGCACAACACCAUCAACCCGGCUCCCCUCGUCCUCACCUUCUCCAAACAAAAAGAAUAAAUCGUCACUAAACCCAGAAUCAAAAUCCAAGCCCUUGCACAGCUUCUUUCAGCCCGCAACAGAGGGACAACGAUGGGCACCCCCACCCCAGAAGAGCGCGAAGCAGUCACUCCCGCCGGUCAGGGAGACUGUCGACGUGGACCUGAUUGAGGAUGAUUACGACUCCUACGAUGAAAUCUUCACACAGCAUCUAGCCAAUGAGCGGGCGGCAACGGGUCUGGCGGCCAUGAGCUCCAGCCAGACGCGUCAGCCCGCGCCAAAGCCAGAAUCAAGGCCAAAGGCCCCUGUUAAACCGCCGCGGAAGACGACGAAACGGUUCCUUCUGCCUACGGACUCAGGGAAUGGUACUGCGAAGGAGCAAUUAGCUGCGCAGCCGGCUGGCGAACUGGACCGUCGACCAUGGGCUCAGCGGUUCGCUCCGGCCAACCUAGACGAAUUGGCCGUUCAUAAGAAAAAGGUCUCAGAUGUGCAGCACUGGCUGGAAGAUGCUUUUGCUGGGAGGCGUUCUGAGAGGUUACUCGUCCUACGGGGUCCGGCAGGCAGUGGGAAGACGACCACUGUGUCCCUGCUCUCCGAGUCACUUGGUUAUGACAUUGUCGAGUGGAAGAAUCCUCCUGUUUCGGAAUUUGGAGCUCGCGAUUAUCAGUCUGUGAGCGCGCACUUUGAAGAGUUUCUUGGACGCGGCGAUAAAUUUGGAGGGCUUGAUCUCGAAAAUACCAGCGAGCUCGAUCCCAAGAAAGAUAAGAGAUCUCGGGGCCAGAGGAUACUUCUUAUUGAGGAGUUUCCAACUGUGCUCGGCCGGGCGUCCUCCGCCCUUACGGCAUUUCGGACGUCUCUUCAACGAUAUUUGGCUGCUUCUAUGAAUGAUAAUACCCGGGGCAGUUCUGGAUUGAAUCACCCGCCCAUCGUGGUCAUCGUGUCGGAGACUUUGUUGGGAUCUGCGUCCUCAAUCUCGGAUAACCUGACAGUUCACCGGUUACUGGGGCCUAUGAUCUACAAUCACCCCGGAACAACAAUCUUGGAUUUCAACAGCAUUGCACCCACUUUUAUGCACAAGGCUUUGCGGUCUAUUUUGGACAGAGAGGCACGGAACUCCCGACGUGUCCAGAUACCUGGACCGGGUGUUAUAGACAGUAUAUCUGAAAUCGGCGAUAUCCGCAGUGCAAUAUCCUCUCUCGAGUUCCUCUGUCUCAAGGGGGACGAUACGGGGAGAUGGGGAGGUAGUGUGGCCAAAACAAAGAAAGCUCGAGGCGAGGUUGCUUUGACGGCGAUGGAGAAAGAGUCUCUCAAGAUGAUAACCCAGAGAGAGGCGAGUCUGGGCAUGUUCCACGCUGUUGGAAAGAUCGUGUACAACAAACGUAUGGACCCGAGUCUAAUAGAGGGGGAUGUUGAGAUCCUUCCCCCGCCACCAGAUUAUCUGCGCCACUAUGCCCGACCAAAAGCUUCGCAGGUAUUGGUCAAUGAUCUGGUCGACGAGACCGGGACGGACAUAUCAACAUUCAUUAGUGCUCUCCAUGAGAACUACAUCCCAUCCUGUGAUGGGGAUAAUUUCGCCGACUGUUUCAACGACUGCAUUGACGCACUCUCCGAUAGCGAUAUUCUCAGUGCCGACCACCGAUCAGGGCAAGGCGCACGGGCCGGGAUAGGAACUGGAACUACCUCUUUCGGCAGCGGUGUCGAUGUGCUCCGGCAGGAGGAAAUGAGCUUUCAAGUUGCGGCGCGUGGUCUUCUUUUUGCCCUUCCAUACCCGGUCAAGAGACGUAUUGGGUCUGGAACUGGACGAAGCCGCGCGGGUGAUGCGUUCAAGAUGUUUUAUCCGGCAUCUCUGCGGUUGUGGAGAGAGGCCGAGGAAAUCGACGGACUGAUCGACUCAUGGGUGAACCGAUCACUCGAUCCUUUUGGCCAGCAUAUUUCUCAAACUGGCUCUGAGCUCACGGGCAGCAGAAAGAUCACACUUCGAAUGUGA